This is a messenger RNA of Ictalurus furcatus (blue catfish), 2330 nucleotides long. RefSeq names its product guanylyl cyclase domain containing 1 (gene gucd1). Lineage: Eukaryota; Metazoa; Chordata; Actinopteri; Siluriformes; Ictaluridae. The record is from RefSeq and is a predicted model, not a curated record. The transcript has 7 exons. The coding region runs from base 536 to 1252 and encodes 238 amino acids.
UCUCCUACAUAGUGCACUAUAAUCGGGUGUCGGCCAUUUUGUAGUGGACUCAAAUGUCAUUCGCUAUAUAGGGAUUAGUGAAUGAGUGAAUGAGGGAGCGAUUUCGGACACAGCUCAUCUCUCUCAAAGGCUCUGGAGCGCCCUAAGGUAGGAAAUGACGUCAGACCGAGCUCCGAAUUCCCACUUCCGAGAUAAACCGAAUGUAGCAUAAGUACUCUAAGUACCCCACCCGCAGAUUUCUGAGACUUUAUGCUCAAUGCAUUAACUUUAUACAGUUUCAACAACUUUCCUUACACCGGAAUGCACCGACUGACCGAAUAAUAUACUCGUUUACGCACGCAUUAUUCGUCCGUUCUUCUAACAACGCAUAUUUCGUUCAUCGCAUUUGUCUCUUAAUCGUAAACAGGCGUUAGACUACUACCUAGUGGUAGCUAACUAGCUAACGCUAUUGAAGCUAUUAACGAUGGUAAGCUUAAAGAAACUGUGAGCAGUCGUAUGACCUAGAUAUUUUGCCGGGGAAAUUCAAAACUACAUAAUGACAGGUAAAAUGUCAAAUGGCCUGUCUCCCCACCCCACAGACGUCGUUGUGUUAAACGUACCAGUUAUCCGGCAGCUGUACCACUGGGACUGUGGUUUGGCAUGUUCGAGAAUGGUAUUAAAAUAUCUACAUCCAGUGAGUGAAGAGGAGUUCCAGAGAGCUUGCUAUGAUCUGAAAUUGACAGAAAGCGUGUGGACUAUUGACCUCGCAUAUCUCAUGUGUCAGCUAGGCGUCAAACACUGUUUCUGCACACAAACGUUAGGGGUAGACAAGGGCUUUAAAAAACAGUCAUUCUACAAAAAGCAUUUUGAUACUGAAGAAGAUCGAGUAAAUGAACUCUUUCUGAAAGCAGAGAGCAGAGGCAUAGUGGUAAAGAAAUGCUCUGUGACUGUUCAGGAGAUCCAGGCUCAUCUGAACCAUGGACAUGUGGCCAUCGUGCUGGUAAAUGCUGUAGUGUUAAUGUGCGAACUCUGCUCCACUUCAGUCAAGUACUGCUGCUUUCUACCUGUGAAUCAAAAGUGUUUCUGCAGUACACCUGAUUACCAAGGUCACUUUGUGGUAGUGUGUGGAUUUAAUCGUACCACUGGCUGCAUCUUCUAUAACAACCCUGCUUAUUCUGACCGUGUAUGCUGCACUAGCAUUAGCAAUUUUGAAGAGGCAAGAAUGAGCUAUGGAACAGAUGAGGACAUUCUUUUCAUCUUCAAGGACAGCUGAUCACAGGAUGCACCUUUUUCUUUUGAGUCACGGUAAAGGAGCAGAUCUAGAGGGUUCACAGGCAUAGAGUGUUGUGGUGAAUUGGGAUGUUUGGAUGCUGUCAUCCCACACUUUCAUGUGUUCACCCAGGUUUGUUGAUGCUGGAGUGGUUGCCUGCCUCAUUUCCCAAGGUGCCCUCAUGUCUGUGUUACAUUAUGCCUCUCCCUUUUAGUUAUGCUGUCACAGCUAGUCUUGCCAGAGUCCCUGCUUGCACUCACGCAAAGUACAUUGUCCUUAACCAUUUACGGGACAAUAGGCAUACCUAAUAAUCUCUCCGUCUCUCUUUCUGUCAAGCUACACAUGAUACUUCUGAGACACCAGUGAUCCUGAUCCCUUCUGCUCUCCGGACCUGCCUGAUCCAUCCUGAUGCCCUACUUCUGGUUGGAGUUCUCAUCAAUUGGAAGUCACAUGCUGCUGCUGAGGAUGGCCCCACAUGGUGCAGCCUAAAGAUCAUUGAGAUUACCGAGGAUGGUACCACUUAAAAAUCAUAAAGAUGGCUUUGGACCUCAAUUCAUAUUAAAAGUUAUGCUAAGAUGGCUAGGACUACAAUUGCUAUUAUGGCUGUAGGACCGCAAUUGCCACAAACAGUUUUGAACUCAAGUCUCCAUCAGUGAACAAUGGAUAAGUUCAACAAAACAGACUUCACGUAAAAACUAUAAUGAAUUUUCCUGGGUGUACAACUGUACUAUUUGACCAAAUAGUGUUAGCAUGUUUAUAGAAGGGAUUUAUUUAUAAUCUAUUGUUACCCAGAUGAUGAUGGAUUCCCUUUUGAGUCUGGUUCCUCUCAAUGUUUCUUCCUCAUAUCCUCUCGGGGAGUUUUUCUUUGCCACCGUCACCUCUGGCUUGCUCAUUUGGGAUAAAUUCAUACAUUUAAAAUUUAUAUCCUGAAUUUAUAUAUUUCUGUAAAGCUGCUUUGGGACAAUGUCCAUUGUUAAAAGCUCUAUACAAAUAAAACUGAAUUGAAUUGAAUUUCUCCAAACAUAACACUUCUCAUUUAAACCAAAAAUUCACACAAAAUAUGCUUGUCUUCUGUGCAAGU